GCUCAGGCGGGAGUCUUCCUUUACACUCUCCCUCUUCCCUUCAUCAUGGCCUAUCUGGGAGCCCAUUUUGCCUUUAGAUCCCGUUGGAAAAAGACAGAUGAUGAGCUGUGUCGACAUAGCAUGUCCUUUAUCCUCCACAGGGCAAUCCGCAAUGACUUCUUUCAGAGUUACCUUUAUCUCCUGGAAAAACUUUCUCUGGUGAAACUCUAUGCUUUAACCAGCCAAGUCAUCAACGGCGAGAUGCAGUUCUAUGCCAGAGCAAAGCUCUUCUACCGUGAAGUUCCUGCGACAGAAGAGGGGAUGAUGGGAGACUAUAUUGAGCUGUCUAACACAGACAUCCAGGCCUCCCGGGAAUUUCUUAGGAAGUUUGUUGGGGGUCCUGGGAAAGCAGGUACUGACUGUGCCUUGGACUGUGGUUCUGGGAUAGGAAGGGUCAGCAAACAUGUUUUAUUGCCAGUUUUCAACUGUGUAGAAUUGGUGGACAUGAUGGAAACCUUCUUAGCUGAAGCCCAGAAUUACCUACAAGCGAAAGGUGACAAAGUGGAAACUUAUCACUGCUAUAGCCUUCAGGAAUUCACACCUGCCCUCAGAAAAUAUGAUGUCAUUUGGAUUCAGUGGGUUUCUGGGAACCUGACUGAUAAAGACCUCCUUGAGUUUCUUUCUCGCUGUUGUGAAGGCCUGAGGGAAAACGGUAUCAUCAUCUUGAAGGACAACGUGGCCCGCCAAGGUUGUAUCUUUGACUCAUCUGAUAGUAGCGUCAUCCGCGACAUGGACAUUCUCCGGAGCCUCAUUCACAAGAGUGGGCUGGUAGUUCUGAGGGAAGAGAAACAAGAGGGUUUUCCAGAGCAAUGUGUGCCAGUCUGGAUGUUUGCUCUGCGUAGAAAGGUGAUUCCUAGGAUCACAGAAUGAGAGUUGACAAGGACCUUAGAUCUAUACCUGACUAAUCAUCCACCCUGCUAUUUAACAUUAAAAAAAAACAAAGCCCAGAGAAAUUAAGUGAUUAAUUCAAAGUUAUAAAAGUUGAAAGUAGCAGAAUGGAAAUUCAAAUUCAGGUUCCAUGAUUCUAAGGUCAAUAUUCAUCAUUUUGUAUAUACCAUACUGCCUAUCUAAUCAGCAGAAUGAGAGGUUGUGGGCCUAUAUAGUAUUUGGAAAUGGAAGUGUAGGAAGUGAGAUUUUUAAAGUCUGUUAGAAUUCAAUUCACCUCAGUAUACUAUUUUAUACUUUCUGCAUUUCAUGUAUGUGUUUUUUUCCCUUUGGGUCUAUGUCUUUUUUUAAUGAUAUCAUUAAUAUUGUUUUGGAUAAUUGAAUAUGUAUAACUCAUAUCAAAUUUAUUACAGUCUCAGGGUGGGGAGAGGUGAUGAAGAGAGAAAAAAAUUUGGAAUUCAAAAAUUUAAAAAAUGAAUAUUAAAAAUGUUUUAUGUAACUUUACACGUAACUGGGGAAAGUAAAAUAUUAUUUUAAAAGAAUUCAAUUCAACACGGUAGAUACUAUUAAACAUUUAUUGUAUAUGCAAGACACUAGUUGAGAAGAAUAUAUAUUUUUUAAUAAUUAUAACUUUUUAUUGACAGAACCCAUGCCUGGGUCAUUUUUUUACAACAAUUUACCUUGCACUCACUUCUGUUCCAACUUUUCCCCUCCCUCCCUCCACCCCUUUCCCCAGAUGGCAAGCAGUCCUAUACAUGUUAAAUAUGUCACAGUAUAUCCUAGAUACAAUAUAUGUGUGCAGAACCGAACAGUUCUCUUGUUGCACAGGGAGAAUUGGAUUCAGAAGGUAAAAAUAACCCGGGAAGAAAAACCAAAAUGCAAUCAGUUUACAUUCAUUUCCCAAUGUUUUUUCCUUGGGUGUAGCUGCUUCUGUCCAUCCUUGAUCAAUUGAAACUGAGUUAGAUCUUUUCUUUGUCUAAGAAAUCUACUUCCAUCAGAAUACAUCCUCAUACAGUAUCAUUGUUGCGGUAUAUAAUGAUCUCCUGGUUCUGCUCAUUUCACUUAGCAUCAAUUCAUGUAAGUCUCUCCAACCCAUUCUGCUGGCCAUUUCUUACAGAACAAUAAUAUUCCAUAACAUUCAUAUACCACAAUUUACUCAACCAUUCUCCAAUUGAUGGGUAUCCAUUCAUUUUCCAGCUUCUAGCCACUACAAACAGGGCUGCCACAAACAUUUUGGCACAUACAGGUCCCUUUCCCUUCUUUAGUAUCUCUUUGGGAUAUAAGCCCAGGAGUAGCACUGCUGGAUCAAAGGGUAUGCACAUUUUGAUAACUUUUUGGGCAUAAUUCCAGAUUGCUCUCCAGAAUGGUUGGAUUCAUUCACAACUCCACCAACAAUACAUCAAUGUCCCAAUUUUCCCACAUCCCCUCCAACAUUCAUCAUUAUUUUUUCCUGUCAUCUUAGCCAAUCUGACAGGUGUGUAGUGGUAUCUCAGAGUUGUCUUAAUUUGCAUUUCUCAGAUCAAUAGUGAUUUGGAACACUCUUUCAUAUGAGUGGAAAUAAUUUCAAUUUCAUCAUCUGAAAAUUGUUCGUUCAUAUCCUUUGACCAUUUAUCAAUUGGAGAAUGGCUUGAUGAGAAGAAUAUUUAAACUUGGGCUCUUCUCUCAAGCAGCUUGCAAUAUAAGAUUCUGUUUUGAAUUUUAAUGAGGUAUUGGGAAAAAGAGACUAAUAUUUGAAUGAAUGAUAGAUGAUGAUGCAUGUCCACAUGACUUGUUAUUUCAUACUUUUCCCUUUGGGCUUAUAGUUGGAAGGAACCAUGGAGGCCAAACCGUUUCUAAAUAAGAAUCCCUUCUAUACCAUACCUGAUAAGUGUACCUUUGAUUGAAAGCCAUUAGGGAAGCAGAGUCAGCUAUCUCUCUAGAAAGUCCAUUCCAUAUUUUAAAAAUCAUUAAGCAAAAGUUUGUUCAUGCUGCCCACUCCACUUUUGGAUCGAUUGAAUUAAUAAGAUCUUUUCCCAAAUGGAGCUUAAUUUGCCUCUCUGCAAACUUUUGUUCCUAUUUCUGUUCUUUCCAACCAAGCGUACAAAGUCAAACCGUUUUUUCAUAUCAUAGUCCUCCUGACACUUGUCAGCUAACUUGGAAUCACUUAGUCAGGUGAUUCUUUUAUGUCAUGAUGGCCCUUUAUUAUGGCAUUGGUGACUCUUUGAAUGCUCUCUAGUUUGUCAACAUCCUUUCUAAAACAGUGUCCAGUACAAAAAUUUCCAUGUGGUCUACUUAGGACAGAAUGCUGUGGAACCAUCACUUUUGUAGGCUUUGUCUUAAUAUCUGUCUUAAUGGAACAUAAGGAUGCAUUAGUUGUUUUUUUUUAAUUGCUUUACUAUACUGCUGACUCUUCUAAGGCUUGCAAUCAAUUAAAAAACAUAUUUCUUUCAGAUGAACCAUUAUUAGACACUGCUCAACUAUAUGUGGCCACAACUCCCUCAUCUCUUUAUUUUAUUCACAAGAUUAGCAUGAGAAAUAUUGUGAGAUGUCUUGCUAAUAAACCAUAUGGAGUUGCAAAUAUAACACUAAAUUUGUAGUGAUAGCAGACUUGAAUUCAAAUACUGCUUAGAUAGUUACUAGUAUUGAAACACUGGGCAAUUUCUUGAUCUCUCUCAGACUGUUUUCUCAUCUGGAAAUUCAGUAUAGUAAUUGUAUCCACCUCACAGGGUUAUUGUGAAAAUCAAAUGAGGUAACCUGUAAAUACUUGGCAAACCUUACAGCUUACAUGCUAGUAUCAUUAUUAACACAACUGUAUCAUCUAUUAUUUAUAAAUCUAGUAGUAAUUGUCAAAACAGGAAAUGAGGUAAGUUUGGUGUGAUCUGUUCUUGAUGAAGUCAGAUUGACUUUUUGUGAUUACUGCUUCCUUUUCUAUAUACUAAGCCACCAUCCCUUUAAUAAUACAUUCUUGAUUUUCUUUUCAGGAAUCAAAAUCUGUCCAAUUGGCCUAGGAUUGCUUUAAUUUCCUUUUUCAAAAAUCAAGGCAGUUCUUUAGGUCUGUUAAUUUUCCUCCUAUUUUCCAACAUUUUUGAAAGAUUUCUUAGCUCAACAAAUACAUUUAUGGUCCUUUUACUCCCAAGGGAUAAAGUUUAUCUAGUCUUAGUGACUUGAAAUUAUCAAGAGCAGCUUUCGCUUUAUCUCCCUCAUUAGCCAUUUUUUUUCUUGUUGUUUUAUUCUUUCCAGUUCAAAAGUCAUUUUCUUUUAGUGGGGAAAAAAAACCCAUAAAAACAAAACCCAGAAGCAAAACAUGAGCAGAACAGUUCUACAUUCUCUCUGUUAUCUAUUAUCAUCACUUCAUCCAUUCUGAGUACUUGCCUUCUUUGAUCCUCUUCUUCAAUACAGAAUUAAAAAAAAAACACCCAAACCAAAACACAAAACCUUUUAGUUGCCCAUAGCUAGUCUCAGUUCAUUCUGAGAUUUGGCUUUGGCUUUCCUGACUUCAUUCAGCAAAUAUUUGUUAAUACAAUUUUUAUGCAAAGGGCAUUUACCCAUACAUUUGGGAAGCUACAGUGACAAUUAAGAUGAUGCAGUUGUACUCAAGGAGCUUAUGCUUUGAGAAUGGGGGGGGGGAGUUGCAAGAUUAGGUGUUUUCUAAUAGCCCCUUUGUUCAAUCAUUUGAGUUAUAUUUCUAUUUGGUUUUCUUGACAAAGAUACUGGUCUGGUUUGACAAUUUUCUUUGCCAGCUCAUUUUUCAGACGGAGAAACUGAGCAAAUUGGAUUAAGUGAUUUGCUCAGGAUCACACAGCUAUAAGUUUCUGAGAUAGGAUUUGAACUCAUGAAAAUGACUGUAGAUCCAGCACUUUACUCAUUAUACCACCACUAACUCUUAGAAGGUAUAAAGCCAGCCCUUUAUUCACCAAGUAUUUAUGAAGCACCAUUUGUGAAGCAUCAUUAUAUGAUUGUGUUGUGCUUCACUGUAUUUACAGAUAAACAAAAAGAAUAGCAUGACUCUUUAAAGCAACAUAAAGACCCUAAAAGACCCUAUCCUUUUAUCCACCUUUCACAGAUGUACUUUAGGAUAGGUUUGCUUCUAAGUAUUUUUGGUAUUUUUGGUAUUCUAAGUAUUUGGUAUUUGGUGGGGUGAAGAAGGGGAGACUAUUUUCUGUAUAGAAAAUAAUAGUUUCUUGAUUGUGGGAGAAUUUGUUAAGAUCAUAUUAUGAAAUAAUUUUCAUGAUUUAAUUUUGUCUUUUGUUCCUCACUUGGAAGAAAAGUGAUAUGGUCUGUUUUUUCUAUUUGGGGUCAGUUUCACUUACCUACAGUGGAAAUAUGGCUAUACUUUGACUGUAACAAACCAUGAUAGGAACCCCCAGGCAGAAAUGCAUUUCAGUGAUGGGGAGACAUCUCCAUUUAUGAAUAAGUUGUUGAUUGUCCAAACUUCUGGAUAAUCAGCCUUGAAUGGGAAUGCAAGUCAUAGAUAAACUUAAUUUUAUUUAAUCAUUGGCUUUCCCCCAACAAUAGUUAAUAGUGUUAUAAAAUGAUAAAUUUAGGGAGGAAGAGAAAUGAGAGAUCAUCCAAACCAACCCCCUCAUUUUAUGUAGGAAGAAACUAAAGCCAAAAGAGGAAAUUACUUACAGAUCACACAGAUAGAAAGUAGCAGAACUGAUGUUCACUUAGACUGAUUUCUGUCUCUGAAGUUAACAGACAGCAUAAUAAUUUGAGGGGAAUGAAGAAGUAGAAAAAAAGGAUCAAUUAUGAGCAAACUUGCAAAUUGAAUUGUCUGGAUUCCAGUUAAUCCUCUGGUUUAAUGUAAAAUAUAAUUUUGAUUAAGCUAUUAAAAUUGAACAGUGUUGAAUGUUAUGUACAUAUCAUUGUUUGUAUGAAUAUGAUGCUUAAAUAAAACUACUUGUGUUUUUAAUGA
This is a messenger RNA of Antechinus flavipes (yellow-footed antechinus), 5818 nucleotides long. RefSeq names its product N-terminal Xaa-Pro-Lys N-methyltransferase 2 (gene NTMT2). Gene Ontology annotation, molecular function: N-terminal protein N-methyltransferase activity. NCBI's taxonomy places the organism in Eukaryota, Metazoa, Chordata, Mammalia, Dasyuromorphia, Dasyuridae. The record is from RefSeq and is a predicted model, not a curated record. The transcript has 4 exons. Gene Ontology annotation, biological process: N-terminal protein amino acid methylation. Bases 46 to 909 code for a protein of 287 amino acids. Gene Ontology annotation, cellular component: cytoplasm.